UCCAGUAUCUUCCAAAUUUCAAUUAGUAUAAGUAUCCCUCCAAAAUGUUAAUCAAUACCACAUCAUAUCGAUCAGAUCAUACUUUCUUCAUCAAUAAUGCUAGCUUAGCUUCUAGCUUUCUUCUAUUCAUACAGGUUCAUCAACAUCAGCAAUUGGAAUCCCAAACCCAAAAACAAUGGCCAUUCCCAUCUUCAAAUCCAUCUUCCUUCUAUCCUUGCUACCCUUUCUUUUCCAUAUUCGUUGUGCAAAAGGUGAUCUCCAGAUGGGUUACUACUCGGAGAGCUGCCCAAGAGCGGAAGACAUCAUCAAGGAACAAGUGAUCAAGUUGUACGAGGAGCAUGGGAACACUGCUGUUUCUUGGCUUAGAAACCUCUUCCAUGAUUGUAUGGUUAAGUCAUGUGAUGCAUCGAUACUUUUGGACUCGGUAGCUGGUGUGGAAUCAGAAAGGCAAUCACCAAGAAACUUUGGAAUGAGAAAUUUCAAGUAUAUUCAGACCAUCAAAGCUGCCCUGGAGGAGGAAUGCCCUAACACCGUUUCUUGUGCUGAUAUUGUAGCUCUUUCAGCUAGAGACGGUGCUGUUAUGUUAAAAGGGCCACGGGCCGAAAUGAAGACCGGGAGGAGGGAUAGCAAGGAAAACUAUUUAGCAGAAGUUGAGAGCUUCAUCCCCAACCACAACGACUCCAUGGAACUAGUUCUGUCACGAUUCCAGUCCAUUGGAGUCGAUACAGAAGGAACUGUCGCCCUCCUAGGUGCCCACUCAGUGGGGCGGGUUCACUGCAUCAACAUUGUCCACAGGCUAUACCCCACCGUGGACCCGACGCUGGACCCCACCUACGCCGACUACCUGAAGCUCCGGUGCCCGUCGGCGGAGCCUGACCCGAAGGCGGUGGAACCGACAUACGCCAGAAACGACCGGAAAACACCCAUGAUCCUGGACAACAUGUACUACAAGAACAUUCUGGAACACAAGGGGCUGUUGGUAGUUGAUGAACUGUUGGCCACUCAUCCUGCGACCGCUCCUUUUGUGGAGAAGAUGGCGGCGGAUAACCAGUAUUUUCACGACCAGUUCGCUCGGGCUCUGGUCGUUCUGUCGGAGAAUAAUCCGCUCACCGGCGACCAAGGGGAGAUCAGGAAGAAUUGUCGCUACGUUAAUAGUAACUAAAAAUAAUAACAAUGUUGCUAGUUAGCUAGCUAGCGGUUGAGACUUGAGAAUUAAUCUCUCUCAGCUCAUAUCAACUGUAAACUACUGCCAAGUGGCAAGUGUAAGUGUCAUCACCUAUAUCAAAUUAAACUCGUCAUCUUUAAAUACCUGAAUAAGGUAUGUUUUAUCUUUUUUAA
Ipomoea triloba (trilobed morning glory) is the source of this 1338-nucleotide messenger RNA. RefSeq names its product peroxidase 21. The record is from RefSeq and is a predicted model, not a curated record. Gene Ontology annotation, molecular function: peroxidase activity; heme binding. The transcript has 6 exons. Lineage: Eukaryota; Viridiplantae; Streptophyta; Magnoliopsida; Solanales; Convolvulaceae. Gene Ontology annotation, biological process: hydrogen peroxide catabolic process; response to oxidative stress. Bases 176 to 1162 code for a protein of 328 amino acids.